Molecule: messenger RNA, 1036 nt
Organism: Rhizopus microsporus ATCC 52813
Lineage: Eukaryota; Fungi; Mucoromycota; Mucoromycetes; Mucorales; Rhizopodaceae
Exons: 3
Coding region: 152-784 (210 amino acids)
Biological process (GO): rRNA processing
Cellular component (GO): nucleus
Source: RefSeq, a predicted model, not a curated record
GACAAAUUCAGCAUAUACCGCUCAGUUACUUGAAAAUAUAAUCAACCUAUACUUAACUAAAGAAAAUGCGCUAGUAAAGAAUUUAUCUUUUAUCUUGGAAAGUGUUGUCAAUCAUGAUCUACUUAAUGAAGUCUCAGCUUCUAAUGAAGAGAUGGCCAGCCUAUACAAAAAGUGGGUCACUCGUCUCAAUUCACUACUACAAUCGAAAAACGCAGCAGUGCGUCUGUGUGCCAUUACACUUAUACGAACAACAUGUGAAAGAUCGCAUACAUUACUGGUUGCCAAUGCCAAAAGCUGGUCUGCCCAACUUUUAGGUUUUAUCGGUAAAACAGAAGCUGAUGCUAUCCAUAAAGAAUCUAUUGAGGCACUUAAUUACAUAUUUGGCUAUACACACGACAAACCUGAACUGCAUAGAGAAGUAGCCACGCCUAAUAUGCCGCGAUAUAAUCAACUUUUGUUACAACUAGCUCAGAAAGAAGCAUUAUUGCCGACUGUACUUUCUGCAUUAACAGCCAAUAAUGCUCAGUUUCCUUCCAACAGUAAACAUAUUGCUGAGCAAACACUUCAGCUUUGUCUGUCAUGUUUGGAUGGAUCAAGAGAUCUGGACCAGGUCAUAGCUCAAAGGGCCAGCAAGUGUUUAGCAUCGCUGUACAGAACAGGAAAUAAAGCUACCAUGGCCGAUCAAUGGAGAGAUAUGCUAUUGCGACUUAUUGGAUCUGUGCACCAGUGCCUAAACCGACUCUUUGAUACAGUUGAUGAAGGUAAAUAUCGGACCGACACAUAAAACAUACUAAUGAUCCGGUUAGAAUCUUUUGAAUUCGACGCAUCCUCUAGCUAUCCUUUCCGUUCUGUGGAGAGAGACUAUGUUGAAGCCUUCCCUCUUCUUUUGAAACGAGUUCAGUUGCUUCAGGACUCUAUUUCUACAUUUUUGACGUAAGAACAUUAGAAAUCAAGUCAAGAUGAUGUCUAACACAUUGUAUAGAACUGCUACCCAUGUGCCUGUUCGUGUUCCUGUAGUGCAAUUGGUUGAUCUUUU